Molecule: messenger RNA, 858 nt
Organism: Phaeoacremonium minimum UCRPA7
Lineage: Eukaryota; Fungi; Ascomycota; Sordariomycetes; Togniniales; Togniniaceae
Product: putative tyrosinase-like protein
Exons: 3
Coding region: 1-858 (285 amino acids)
Molecular function (GO): oxidoreductase activity
Source: RefSeq, a predicted model, not a curated record
AUGAAGCAGACUCCGUACAUACAUAUUUCUGCAAUAUUUCUGACAUGGCAUCGCUACUACAUCUGGACCUAUGAGAAGAUGUUACAAGAGAAGUGUGGUUACAAAGGAACUAUCCCCUACUGGGAAUGGGGCUAUGACAUCGCAGACCCGUCCGCCUCUCCUAUUUUUGACGGCUCCGAGACAUCUCUCGGGUCCGAUGGCGCGCCCAUCUCGCCUCACCCACCGAUGCUGCUCCUCCCGCCCGGCCCUUCGAACUCGCUCGUGACAAUCCCACCAGGGGCAGGCGGCGGCUGCGUGCACUCGGGGCCCUUCGCCAACAUGACCGUCCAUCUCGGCCCGCAGCAGCUGCCCGUGCUCGGCAGCACCAACAUCACCGGCCAGGCGGACCCCUUCGCCGACAACCCGCGCUGCCUCCGCCGCGACCUGAGCGCCUACUCGGCCACUCGCUGGGCCAGCUUCCGCAACACGACGCGCGUGGUCCUCGACUACGACACCAUCGAGCUGUUCCAGGCGUAUCUCGGCGGCGACCCGCGCUACAUUCUGCAGGAGCUCGGCGUCCACGGCGGCGGCCACUACGCGAUCGGGGGCGACCCGGGCUCGGACGUGGCCGUCUCGCCGGGCGAUCCGGCGUUCUAUCUGCACCACGGCCAGAUCGACAGGGUGUACUGGAUGUGGCAGAUGUUGGACUUUGAGAACCGGCAGGGUGUCUGGGGCACGGGCACGGCGCUGGACGACCCGCCGAGCGCGAACGUGACGGUCGAGGACUACGUCGAGCUGCUGCCCCUGAACGGGCCAAUCCAGAUCAAGGAUUUGAUGAAUGUCGUUGGAGGCACGCCGUUGUGCUAUGUCUAUGAAUAG